AGUUUGCUCCAGCAGCGAGACAGAGAGCGAAGCCGGAGAUCUUUUAGAGCAACAGUUUGAGGAGCUGAACAACAACAACCUCCCAACGGGCUACCUCCGCAUGGUGUCCAGAAAUAACCGCUUCAACAGGAGCUGUCGGAGUAUGACGAGCCUUUACAGUACUACAGUGUCUCCUGUGAAGGAUGGCUUAUCCUCCCCGCUGUAUCGACCCAUUCAUGCUGGCAAACCUCCUCUACGAGCCCUUUAUGACUUACUCAUCGCACCCAUGGAAGGGGGCCUGAUGCACAGCAGUGGACCCGUUGGCAGGAACAGACAGCUUGUUGUAGUUCUGGAGGGAGAAUUGUACCUGAUCCCAUUCGCCUUGCUUAAGGGCAGCUCGUCUAAUGAGUACCUGUAUGAAAGGUUUAAUAUCAUUUCCGUCCCUUCACUGGCCAGCCUGCAAGCUGCGAGCAAGGCUCGUCCUCGCUCCAGUGGGGCUUCUCUUUCUCCAGGUGGAGGGUCGGUGGCUGCAGUAGUUGGGGCCCCUCGCCUGCCUCCUAGUGUCAUGGACCGCUGGCUGUGGGGGCCCUUACCCUCUGCCCAAGAGGAGGCUCUGUCGCUGGGGGAACAGCUGGGCUGUCGUCCCCUGACCGGAGCGAACGCCACCAAGGAGCGUGUUUUAGCGGCUCUGAAUCAGGCAGAGUGUGUUCACUUUGCAACUCAUAUAUCCUGGAAGCUCGCCGCAGUGGUUCUCGCCCCCAGCCAAGAGCACACCUUAGGGGAUGUGCCCAGCAGCCGGCGAAAGGAGAACACGCUGAUUGGAACGUCGACGUUAGGAGAAGCUGUGGAUCAGGAAGGGAAGACAGAGCAUUUGUUUCCCAGGACUUACAGCAGCCCAGAGAGGCUCAGAGGAAUGGAGGAAAGAAGUGAGGAUGGGGAGAGUGUCUGUGGAAUGGAGGGGGCGUGCGACAGUGCACCGCUUCACGACUUCCUCCUCACUGCUGCCGAUAUCCUGGACCUGUGCCUCUCAGUCAAACUGGUGGUUCUGAGGUUGUACCCGGAGUCCAGCUGCCGAGUCACGGCUGAUGGAUUAGUGGGUCUGACCCAUGCCUUCUUGGCUGCAGGCGUUCAGUGUGUGUGCGUCUCUCUGUGGCCGGUGCAGAUCGCCGCCUCCAAACUCUUCAUGCACACUUUCUACGCUGCCCUCCUGAGUGGAACCAAAGCCAGCGUGGCUCUGACAGAGGCCAUGAAGAACCUGCAGAGCAGCAAGCACUUCUCACACCCCUCCAACUGGGCUGGCUACAUGCUGAUAGGCAGCGAUGUGAAGCUGAACAGUCCCAUGUCGCUGGUCGGACAGGCCUUGGCAGAGAUCCUGCAGUACCCAGAGAAAGCCAGGGAUGCCCUCAGGGUGCUGCUGCACUUGGUGGAAAAGUCCCUGCAGCGCAUUCAGAGCGGCCACUGUAACCCGAUGUACACAUCACAGCAAAGCGUGGAGAACAAGGUCGGGGGAGUUCCCGGGUGGCAGGCCCUCCUGUCCGCGGUGGGUUUCCGGCUGGAAGUCUCCGGCUGCGCUGCCGGCCUCCCUGCCGCUGUGUUUUUCCCAACGUCUGACCCUGGAGAUCAUCUGCAGCAGUGCAGCACCACCCUGCAGUCACUGCUCGGUCUGAGCCCUCCGGCUCUGCAGGCUCUCUGUAAACUGGUCACAACGUCUGAAGCAGGAGAACAGCUCAUUCACAAGGCAGUUAAAAGCAUGGUGGGGAUGCUUCAUCAGGUGCUGGUGCAGCUGCAGUCGGGCGACAAAGACCAAGACUUCCCUCUGGCUCCCGUUCAGGUAUCGAUAAGCGUCCAGCUCUGGAGGCUCCCGGGUUGCCAUGAGUUCCUGGCUGCACUCGGCUUUGAUCUGUGUGAGGUCGGUCAGGAGGAAGUCGUGUUAAAGACUGGAAAACAAGCCAGCAGGCGGAACAUGCAUUUUGCACUUCAGGCUCUUCUUGCCCUGUUCGAUUCCACAGAGCUUCCCAAGCGGCUGAGCAUGGACAGCUCCUCGUCCCUGGAGUCUCUGUCCUCCUCGCAGUCGGCCUCCCAGCCUCACUCUCUGCCCGUCUCUCUCAGCUGCUUCCCACCUCAGCCCUCCUUCGCACCGCCAGGCUGCUCAGACAACCUCUCCUGUGACGCCAUCUCCGUCUACAGCCUCAGCUCCCUCGCCUCCUCUCUCAGCUUCCUUUCCCGCCCUGAGCCGGCGGGAAGCGACAUCAUCAGCCAUCGCUCACAUCAACAGGAGCCAGAGAAGCAGGUGGGAGGACCGGGCCCGCACCCCUCUCACCGCCAUGCAGGCGGCCUGUCCAGGGGCCGGCUGACCAAUCACAGAGGAGCGCUGGCGGGAGUCGAUGACGAGGAGUACGAGGGCUUCUCCAUUAUAAGCAGCGAGCCGCUGGGACGCGCAGGGAGGGAAUGCGACACGCUGCCGCUCCCCGCGGGACAUCGAACCGGCAGAGGGGGUUCUGGGAGAGGAUGCGCGGCGGGCCAGACUCUGACGCUGUCCUCCAAGGGGAGCCUCAGCACGCCGACCUCCCCGCUUAAAGCUCCUCCGCUGAUGCUGACGGAUCCUACAAACCAUAAAAUCUCUCUGCCUAAGCGAACGGUUAAAGGGAAAGCCAGCAGCUCAGAGUCGGACCAGUCCAGCACUGAAACAGACAGCACCGUUAAGUCCCAGGAAGAGAGGAUGGGACCCGCCGGACAGCUGGAUCCCCACGAACUGGCCAAAAAGAUCCUGGAGGAAACCCACAACCACAUGCAAGCCGUGGAGACGCUGCAGAAAGCAAACAACCGUGUGAAAGCAGUGAGAGGAGCCGAGGGCCAGGAGGAUCCUCUCGCCAGGCAGCCGUCUCUGUCCACGCCCACCACGCCAACGUUUAAGCCCUCCAGAGGAGCGUGUGGCUUCCAGCCGUCAAAGACCAGCGCUUUUAGCAGACCUCCCAGCAGAGCCAGCCUGAAAACCUGCUCCUCUCCUUUCUCCGUCCGCAAGCAUCUUUCUACCCUCCCCAUCUCUGAUCCAAGGCCUCCUCUGACUCCUCCUAAACCACCGUCCCGUUCGUCAUCGCUGCAGAAGAUCAACACGUCCUCUCCUUCUACUCCUUCCUCGUCUCUCCCUGUGAGGGAGAAGAACUCUCCGCUCCUUUUCGCCUCCUCAGACAAGCAUCGCAAACUGAAACACUCAGACUCAUCCUACAGCUGCGACGUAUCGCCUUUUCGCUGUCCCGCCAACAGCGCCCCAUCUCCAGCCUUCUCCUAUUCCUCCACAGGCUCCGUCUCCUCCUCCUCCAGCCCGGCGAACGCCCCUGAUCCCGGCCAGCCAAAGCAGGACACCAAGGUCCAGGGAAUGAACAACCUGAAGGCCUUCUGGACCGGCGUGGGCCAGAAACAGGAGGCGCCGGCUUUACUCAGAGGUGGGAAUAAAAAAAUGAGCACAGUUCAGAAAGAUGUUCUGGGUUUGCUGAAUCUCUCGCCCAGACGCGCGUCCGGCAGGAAACAUGAGGAAAACCCCAAACUAGAGCCCAAACCUCCUCUGGCUCCAUCGGCGAAUCUUCCAACAAACACUAAAGGAGGCGUCAAGCUUCCCUCUGGGAACGGAUACAAGUUUCUCUCACCUGGACAGUUUUUUCCAUCUUCGAAAUGUUAAAAGUUUUUAGAUUGAUGAAUCCUCAGGAAGCAGAUUCAUCUGGGGAGGGGGGGGCUGCCCCCUUUUUCAGUGAAAUACAAUUUUACCAAAUCCCUGCUGAAGAUGAGAUGUAAAAAGGACAGUUUAAUACUGACCUGACUUUUUUUAUGUGUGUGUGUGUGGGUGGGUGGGUGUGUGUGUAUAUGUGUGUGUACAGUGCCUAGCAAAAUUAUCAAUUUCCUUUGAAAUUGAUAAUUUUGUGUGAAUACUUUCACAUUUCAUCAUGUUACAGCAGCAAGCAGCAUCUAAUUGAAUUUAUAAAACAGACUAAGAGGUUGAUCCUGGUGAAAUAGAAUUACUUUCACACCGUUUUUAUUUUUUUCUCAGUUAUAAAAGCCUGUAAAACAUUAGCUGCUUUUCCAUCAACAGUCGAAUUGCACAAAUUAAAAUGAUAAAAAAAAUACAUUUUCUGAUUCAAAAGUGUUAAUGUUUUUCGGUUACAUUGAAAUUAAUAUAUUUUUUGCAUAACAUGAUCUACAGCUGGACCUUACUGCCUUGUAGACAAACAAAGAGGCUGACUGGCUGACCCCUCUGCUAGCUGGAAACAUUUAUUUUUCUGACUCAUGAUUAUUUUCUAAGCCGGUUUUGCAUCUUGAAUUUUGUUUCCCUUUCAACUUAAAGCUACAGUGCGUAAUUCACUGCCCGCCCCUGCUUAUCCCCCUCUAACAAUACCGAGGCCUUCAUGGUACAAAAUGGCUUCCACAACGUCCACAUCUAGUUUUGUAUUUAUUUGGUCGGUAUAGACUUUAUAGGCCUAACUUGCCUUAGUCACUUUCCAGCCUAACAGCGAUCUCUACAGUCACUAGUUUGUCACCUCUGAGCUGCCGUAGAGCAAAGGUGUCUGUAGUUACGAUGGGUUAUUUCUAAGGUAAACAUAAAGAUUGAGACUUUCACUUCAUAGAUGAUAAUACAUAAGAUACUUAUGUAUAAUAUACACAUAAGUAUCUUACUUGUAUAUAUAUAUAUAUAUAUAUAUAUAUAUAUAUAUAUAUAUAUAUAUAUAUAUACA
This is a messenger RNA of Cyprinodon tularosa, 4703 nucleotides long. It is a transcript of the gene ttc28, whose product is annotated as tetratricopeptide repeat domain 28. The transcript has 14 exons. The record is from RefSeq and is a predicted model, not a curated record. NCBI's taxonomy places the organism in Eukaryota, Metazoa, Chordata, Actinopteri, Cyprinodontiformes, Cyprinodontidae. The annotation marks the transcript as partial.